AAUGUGCGUCUUCAGGCUCAGCCUUUCACUGCAGAAGGCGUUGCUGCUGCCUGCGGCGCCUCGCAGUCGUCGAAGGCUUUCCGUCAAGCCAUCACAUCCAUCAAGCUGAGGAAUAUCAGAGUGGACAUCCGCUACGCCUUCAAACCGAGCUUCCACUUUGACGAGGAGGAGUUUGUUCAGGGAAGGAGAAUCAUCACAGAGGGAAUGGUUGCUGUCAAAGCCAACAACAGGAUGGGGAAUUAUGAGACCGCAAAGGAGAAACUGGGAGAGAUUAUGCAUCCUUUGCAAGAUUUCUACAGUCACAGCAACUGGGUGGAGCUGGGAAACACACUCCCAAACUCUAAUCUGAUUAAAGCAGAAACCAGCAUCGGCAACAUCGCAGGUGAAAGCAGAGCCACCUGUCGCAACUGUGUCGGCGACGACUGCACCAACAACAUUCUGGAGGACAUCAUCGCUGGACAGAUCCUGACCUCUGGCUACUUUGGGCUCCUACCUUUUGUCUCAACCAAGCCACCUGGAAAGUGCAGUCAUGGAGGAUCAUUCGAUCAAACUGGUAAGAUCGAGCCAACCGGUGGGAUUAACAAGGAUUCCUUCCAAUCCAGCCACGGACAUCUCCACACGCGAGCUGCAAACCUGGCAGUAGCUGCAACCAGCCAGCUUCUGGAGGACAUUCGGCUGGCAGCCGGAGACCUCCCCUUCCUACAGAUGGUGGGGAUCUCUAGAGGAUCCAGCAAAGCUCUUUGUUUUGUCACUGACACCUCAAAGAGCAUGAGCGACGACAUCGCCGUGGUGAAGACCGUCACAUCCACCAUCAUCGACAUCCAGGUGGGAACAGAGAACGAACCGUCCGUUUACAUCCUCAUCCCAUUCAGCGAUCCAGGAUUUGGGCCAAUAAUUCGUACAACGGAUGCAACACUUUUCAAGGAUAUUGUGAACCAUCUAACAACUAAUGGUGGAGGAGAUGAUGAGGAAAUGAGUCUUUCAGGGCUGCAGCUGGCGUUAACUAGUGCUCCGUUCAACUCCGAGAUAUUUCUCUUCACGGAUGCUCCUGCUAAAGACAAAGAUUUGAAGAACACGGUGAUUGCUCUCAUAGAGCGAACCCAAACUGUGGUCAACUUUAUGAUUACAGACUCGGUCGUUACUAAUCGCCGCAGGAGAAGAAACGGCAACCAAUUGCAGACGAGAGCGAUCUCAGAGUCUGACGCUCAGCUGUACAGAGACCUGGCUCAGGCGUCGGGCGGUCAGGCCAUCGAAGUGACGAAGGCCGAACUUCCUGUCGCCGCAGCAAUCAUAGUCCAGUCAGUCAGCUCUUCAAUGGUGACCCUUCUGCAGGCGUCCAGGAACCCAGGAAAAACCGACAGUUUCACCUUUAUUGUUGAUGAAACUGUUAUAAACCCGACAGUUUACAUCACCGGCAGGUCCCUCACUUUCACACUCACAAGCCCGACAGGUGUAACUCAGCAAAGCACCGACUCUACCGGCUCAUUGAUCACUUCUUCAGAGACUGUGGGAAACUUCAUAACGGUGCGGUUACAAAAGCACGUUGGACAAUGGGCAAUCAGAAUUGUGUCAAACAAUCCCUACACCCUGAGAGUUGUUGGUGAGAGCUCUGUCGACUUCCUGUUUGACUUUGUCGAGCCGUCUCAGGGUCCUUUCGGUGGAUUCGAUGCUCUCGACUCGCGUCCCAGAGCAGGCUUCUAUGGCAGUUUGUUGGUGACUAUAUCAGGAAGUGACGCUGCUGCUGUGACAGAAGUUGCUCUGGUGGAAUCGACGAAGGGGUCGGAGGAGACGUUGGGAGUUGUUGUGUCGCAGGGCGGCAGGAACUUUUUAGUCCAGGUUGAUGUGAUGCCGACGGUGGAGUUUGUAGUGAGAGUAAAGGGGAGAGUUCAAGGUUCUACUACUGACUUUCAGAGACAGUCGCCCACCAACUUCAGAGCUUCUAAUCUGACUCUUACAGCUGACUCAGACAGCAUCUUGAUUGCAGGAACCAUGACCUCUGUGCCCUUCACUGUGGCUUCAAGUAGAUCCGAUGAAAACAUAACCAUCCGAGCCACCAACUCGAGAAGUCUUGACUUGACAUUUCCGACCGUUUUAUUGGUGGAAAGUGGGAACAGCACUAAUGGCACGGUGACCCUGCUGGCUCCGCUGAGCAUCCCGUCUGGUUCCGACGUCAUCCUGACCAUCGUGGCCGAGACGCCGGAUGGAAGUGACACCAACUACAUUGUGCUGCGAUUCUCUGUAGUAAACUCGUUAAAUGAUUUCACCCAACCAGAGUGUCAGCUUCUCAGCAUGCAGUCCAGCUGUGUUGAAAACUGCAGCCUGUCUGCUUGGGUCGUCUCCAUCAGAGUGACUGACGGCGACAGCGGGGCGGGCGUCGAACGCGUCAGCCUCAUACAGGGCACCGGCGUCUUCAACACCAACCUGGAGGCCGGAAACGAGAACGUAACGCUGGUGUCCUACGUCGCCUCCUGCUGUGCGCCAGUAAUGCAGCUGCUGGUUGUGGACCGGGUCGGCAACGUUGGCACGUGUCGGUUCACUGCCAGGGUCUCCGGGUCCAGCAUGGCCUCGCUGUCUUUCUUUCUGUGUCUCAUCAUGAUGGGGUUUGGACAACUUUUACUGAGUGAAUUCAUGAACUGA
Molecule: messenger RNA, 2637 nt
Organism: Xiphophorus hellerii (green swordtail)
Lineage: Eukaryota; Metazoa; Chordata; Actinopteri; Cyprinodontiformes; Poeciliidae
Product: von Willebrand factor A domain-containing protein 7-like
Exons: 14
Source: RefSeq, a predicted model, not a curated record